AUGGACAUAUUGGCCCACGCGCUGACAGAGCUCAACAGCGGCCGGCUGCCGGCGUUCUGCGCAAAAUUCAAGGUGUCCUUCAGCGCGGGCUCGGCCGACGACGCCGGCGCUGCCUCUAGGCCUGCGCUGGACGACUCGCGCCGGGACGCUCGCGUCGUCAUCGAGAACAUCAUGGAGGAGGCCCCGCGACGCUCGUCGGACCCGCUGUCGGCGGUGGGCGAUUGCCUGCUCCGUUCAUCGGCGCGCAAGAAGAGUGAGACCCGCACCAACUCGAUCGUGCUCAGCACGGCGCGCAGACUCUGCCGCAGGGGUUCGGGAGCCAGCCCGUACGCUGAAGGACACCUUGACGUCAAUGCCUCGCCGCUGAAAGAGUCCCGGGACAAGGCCCAUUUCGACAAAGGGGAGGGCGCCCAACAUGGCGAGCCGCUCCACCUGGACCCGGCAGGCACGUCGGGCUCGUUCGAGUCGGUCGGCGACCACGAGCCUCUCUGCUCGCACCGCGACUACGUGCUCCACUCAAAGGCUGUGUUCGAGACCUACUGGAAGGGAAACCUGCACAACAUACACGACGUGCUCAAGGAGCUCACCGAGAGGGGCUCCGCCGAACUCGGCUGGAAGCGGCAGGGAAAGCUCCACGAGUUUACCAAGGCGGUGACUCGUGUCUGGCAGCGCGUGGGGGAGCAGGUGUCGACCAACGCGAGCGAAGUGCUCUCCCAUUUGGACAACCACCACAGUGGUGCACCGUCAAGACCGGACUUCCUAGCACACGAGCUGCUGCCCCUGCUGCUGCGCAUGCGCGAGGUCUGGUGGAUCACGCAGCGCCACGUGGCGGGAAACUUCCUCGCUCUGUACCAGAAGUACGACGGAGCUUCAGAACAGUGGCUUAUGUCGCUGAGAGAGGUGGACGUGCACCUUCUGCGCACAGCCAUCCUGCACCGCGAGAUCAUGGAGUGUGAGCUUCAGAAGGUGUUGCGCACCGCGGACCGGGAGCUGGCGUCUACGUGCUGUUGCCUGCACGACAUAUUCGUCAAGGAAGGCAUCGGCUACUGGCUAGCUGAGCACCUGGACCUCAUCUGGAGCGAGUUCGGUAACCAGGUCCAGAAGGGAGUUGUCAACCUGCACAAGGCGCAGGCGUUGGAGUUGUUCAAAGAGUGCUUAAAGUCGCUUACUCUUACGCACGAUAUUCCCGAGAGCGAAUCCCUGAGGUUCUUGGACCUGAGGCUUUUCGAGUAG
Rhipicephalus sanguineus (brown dog tick) is the source of this 1233-nucleotide messenger RNA. RefSeq lists its product as uncharacterized. The coding region runs from base 1 to 1233 and encodes 410 amino acids. The record is from RefSeq and is a predicted model, not a curated record. Lineage: Eukaryota; Metazoa; Arthropoda; Arachnida; Ixodida; Ixodidae. The transcript has 7 exons.